Sceloporus undulatus (fence lizard) is the source of this 3999-nucleotide messenger RNA. It is a transcript of the gene DHX58, whose product is annotated as DExH-box helicase 58. Gene Ontology annotation, cellular component: cytoplasm. Gene Ontology annotation, molecular function: double-stranded RNA binding; hydrolase activity; zinc ion binding. The record is from RefSeq and is a predicted model, not a curated record. Gene Ontology annotation, biological process: response to virus; innate immune response; positive regulation of interferon-beta production. The coding region runs from base 164 to 2212 and encodes 682 amino acids. Lineage: Eukaryota; Metazoa; Chordata; Lepidosauria; Squamata; Phrynosomatidae. The transcript has 13 exons.
UCUGGUAGGAAAAGACAAGAAACUUCUCCUCAGUGGGGUGACGAGUGACUUCUCCAAACAGUGGAAGCAGCAGCAUAACAGAAGCAGCAUUACUGCAGCAUAUAGGAGAGGUGCUGGAUCCAUAGGGGAACAGUCUUUGGCAGUAUUUCAUACCAGCAGCCACAUGGAAUUACGUGAUUAUCAGUGGGAAGUAAUUGAACCUGCCUUGGAGGGCAAGAAUAUCAUCAUCUGGCUGCCAACAGGCGCAGGAAAAACCCGGGCAGCUGCCUAUGUUUGUAAAAGGCACUUGGAAAGCCAUGGAAAGAGCAAGGUGGCUGUGUUAGUCAACACGGUCCCACUAGUGGAUCAGCACCUAAAGAAUGAGUUCAGCUUCCUGCAGAAUCGUUUUAAUGUUAAAGCCAUCAGUGGUGAAAGUGUCCAGAAAAUGAUCUUCUCAGACAUAGUGAAAAACAAUGACUUGAUCAUCUGCACGGCAAAGAUUCUACAAAAUGCCAUGAACAGUCAAGAUGAGGAGAUGCAUGUGGAGCUGACAGAUUUCUCUUUACUGGUGAUUGAUGAGUGCCAUCACACUCACAAAGAAACCACCUACAACCAGAUUAUGAAAGACUAUUUGGAACGCAAGUUGAAAGGCCAGCAGAAUUUACCACAGAUCCUGGGACUCACAGCCUCUCUGGGCACAGGAGGUGCUAACUCUUUAGUGGGAGCUCAGGACCACAUCUUACAGAUCUGUGCAAACCUGGACACUGAAAAAAUUAUGUCAUCUGAUAAACAUAAAUUUUACCUUGAUACCCGCAUCCCGCAACCCAAGAAGCAGUACGAUCUGUCUGAUCCAAGGUUAAGGGAUCCCUUUGGACAAAAGCUCAAGAAGAUAAUGACUGAGAUCUAUACUUAUCUGGAGGUGCCAAACCUGACCACAAAUUUUGGUUCCCAAAUCUUUGAGCAACAGAUUGUGGAGAUCGAGAAAGAAGGAGCAAAAGAAUUUUGCCAAAAGACCCGUGUGUGUGCCUUGCACCUCCGUAAAUAUAAUGAUGCCCUGUUAAUCAAUGACACUGUUCGCAUGAUUGAUGCCUUCAACACUUUGGAUGAGUUUUAUGAAAUGGAAAAUGCUGUGAAAGUACUACAGCACCCAGCUGAGCGCUACCUGGUUGGCAUCUUUGGCAGGAACAGAGCAGAGCUUUUGGCCUUAGCUGAAGACAGAAGAAAUGAAAAUCCCAACCUUGAGAAGCUGCAGCAAGUCCUCCAGGAGCAAUUCCAAGAACUGAAGGAGUCACGAGGAAUCAUUUUCACUCGGACACGCCAGAGUGCUCAUUCCCUUCACCAGUGGGUAAAGGAUAACCAAGCUUUAUGUGAACUUGGGAUCAAGGCUGCUGUUUUGACUGGGGCUGGAUAUAGCAACCAGACAAAACACAUGACACAGCUAGAGCAGCAAAAUGUCAUCCACAAUUUCCGCAAGGGAGCACUCAAUCUGCUGUUGUCAACCAGUGUGGCUGAAGAGGGUCUGGACAUCCCCGAGUGUAAUAUUGUGGUCCGCUAUGGGCUGAUGACAAAUGAAAUUGCCAUGAUGCAGGCCAGGGGCCGUGCCCGUGCCCCAAACAGCAUCUGUUCUGUUUUGGCCAAGGCCAACAGCAAAGAAGUGGCCCGGGAGAAACUCAAUGAGACCCUAGAGGUUCUUAUGGAGAAAGCUAUUGAACGAGUGCAGCAGAUGCCUGAGCGUGAAUAUCGCCUGAAGAUUGCAAAGCUUCAGCAUGAAACUGUUGUUAUCCAUAAAGUGCGGGAUGCUGGACGUGAACAGCUACGCCAGCUCCAUAAUCCAGACCAUGUGCGCCUCUACUGCAUCAACUGCAAUGUAGCUGUUUGCUAUGGUAGCGACCUGUGCAAAAUUGAGAAAAUGCAUCACGUAAACAUCAACCCUAACUUCAGGUUCUACUAUAAAAAAUCACCUAACCAUGUUCUAGUUCCUCGUCAGUUCAAGGACUGGAAACCUGGCAGCUCCAUCAGCUGCAAUGCAUGUGGGCAGGCUUGGGGAAUGGAAAUGAUCUACCAGCAAAGCACGCUGCCUAUGCUUUCCAUUAAAAACUUUGUGGUGGAAACACCAGAUGGCCGAAGGAUCUUCAAGCAGUGGAGCAAAGUUACCUUUGAUAUUAAGGAGUUUGAUUAUACUGAAUUUUUCAGAAACAACAACUUGCUGGAUACCCAAGACUCUGAGAACUAGUAAAUCGUUGGGAUAACUUUGUUCCUCAACAAAUCCAUAAUCUGCACCCACCUUACAUGCCACUCCAUGACUUGAGUAGGCAUAUCCUCGUUACAAUUCAUGGUUUGAGAAAUCCCUCUCAAUCGCUUGGUUGCAAUCUGCCGUUGGGCAAACUGGAUUUGUUUACAGACCCAGUAUUGUCUUUGCUAGAAACUUUAAAUAAUGUAAUAAUACUAAUAAACACUUUGGAGAUGAAAAUUAUACAAGCAACACCCCUAAGCAGUAACAUAAAUGAAACAUCUCCAGGGAAAAUCGGUGUUAGUUACAGCAGCUGGCUGCUAGCUGAGAAUAUAGGAAUCUCAGUUGAGUCUUUCCUUUAGCUAUUAAUCUUUCUGGCCUAAUUUACAAUUAAAUGAUGAGCCUGUUUGGUUGUAUUGUUUCAGACAACAGGUGGUAGGAACAUGUGACUUAAUGCUCUUUCUUACAAAAUUAUUUGCUUCACAUAAAAAUAAUGUAUCAGGGAAAGGAUUGCUUGAGUCUAGUUUAUCUCUUAAGUUUUGUUGUUGAUACCCUGUUUUAACAGUCUUGCUAUGGUAUUGCAAACUCAGGUCAUGCUUUCAUGACUGAGUCUAACCAUCUAUAAUGUAGUCUUCUUUUCCUACUGCCUUCCAACUUCACCCAGCAUUAUAAUAUUUUCUAAUGAGUUAUGUAUGUCAUCCCAUGGUACUUCCAAAGUACUCAGUUUAGGGAGUCUUCAGGCUUGAUUUACGCUUGGAUUCAUUUAUUUAUCUUUUUGGCAUUCCACAGUAUAUCUGGCAGUGGAUUCACUAGGGUUGGCAUCACCUGGUGUGGUAACUCAUGGUAUAGUCCCCCAUUGACCUCCUCCCAUACCACAACAUGCAGAAUCCUUAGUAAUGGUUUUUGUACCAAUGUUACUCAUAAGUCGUAAUUCCCGCAUGUCACUGAAUGUAAUGGUAAUAGCUGUGACAUAAACAACUAGCAGAAUUAAAGGUAUACCUUUAACUUACAAUAUUUUAUGCAUACCUAAAUGUGUUUACACAUACCGAGUUUCAUGUGGUUAAAGUGAAAAUUUGGUAAGAUGCAAUGUUUUUAAAGAAAAUUUAACAAGAUUUUUUUUGUACAUUAAAUUUUUAAAAGAACCUUAGGGACGACUCCCUUCUCCUCCCACUGAGUCUGACCCCACUCAUACCAUUUCUUUAGCAUUUUGAUGGGAUAUGGCAGAUGCCGUAGCCUGUGUCUGCCCAAAGGUAGAUAUUUAGGGGUUAGUGGUGUAACCCCCCUUAGGAUGUCACCUGGUGCACCUUGCCUUUCCUGCAUUCCCCUAGUGAUGCCCCUGAUCUCUGGAACUCUCCUCAGCACCAAAUUUGAAAUUGACGGGAUACUUGUUUAAAUAAAAGGCUUCUAGUAACUUAUACUAUGCUGAAAUAUAGCAUUUUCUUCACUUAAUUAUUCUCUAAAUAUCCCUUCUACAUCAAAGCAUCAGCUGUAGUUUCUUCUUAAUUCUUUGCCAUUACCAGUGUGGUCAAUCUUUAUUUUAAACCUACUCUGAAUAGAAAUAGAAAUGAACAAGAGCACCAAAGUCACAAAGAAUAUUUGUUGUUUUAAUGAUGCUUUUAUUUUACAGGAUACAAAUUCUUUAAGUUUUCAACAAGAAUUAAAGUGCAUAAUUUUACAGUAAUCCAGCUUUCGUCUUUAUCAACCAAAUAUACAUAUGUUACAGAAAUAUAUACAAGUAUCUGCAGGUAUUUUACAUUCAUAUACAUAACAAUAAAUGGAAAAAUUAACCA